AUGGGGCGCUUCCCCGAGAUGAACGAGCUGCAUCGGACAGGAGGGAAACUUUUCGAUGCUGACGACAACUUAGUCCCGGCAUCAGACUCAAUUAUCUUCCCCGACGUGAAGUGCUUCACGGCUGAUGGCAAGGAGCACGACCUCGUGCAGAUCUUGAGAGGGAAGGUGACGUGUGUCACUGUCUUCAUGCGAGACUUUGCGAGACCGAUGCUCAAGUCGUGGGAAGAGCACAUAGACGAAGUGAAGCAGGAGUACCCUCAGUUGCAGGUGGUUCAGCUCUCGUUUGUGGAGGGGGUGGCCUACCGGCUGAUCAAGGGCUGGAUGAUCUCAUCUAUGAAGAAGAGGAUCCAACCGGACAAGCAUGAUCGGAUCCACAUGUGUUUCGGUUCUAGCGAUGAAUUCAGGAAGGCGCUCCACGUGAAGAACAGGCUGGUAGCAUACAUCUUCCUCGUGGACAGCCAAGGAAGGAUGCGUUGGCAAGCAGUCGGCUACCCGCUUCCACACGAGGCUCGCUUCAUGAGGAAAUCUGUCGGCAAGGUGGGAGCCGGAAAUGACAAGGGCAGAGGGGAGAAGCGCGCGAUUGUUUCAUUAUCCUCCAGCAAGACGUGA
This is a messenger RNA of Guillardia theta CCMP2712, 609 nucleotides long. RefSeq lists its product as hypothetical. The transcript is spliced from 5 exons. Gene Ontology annotation, biological process: mitochondrial proton-transporting ATP synthase complex assembly. Gene Ontology annotation, cellular component: mitochondrial inner membrane. The coding region runs from base 1 to 609 and encodes 202 amino acids. The record is from RefSeq and is a predicted model, not a curated record. Lineage: Eukaryota; Cryptophyceae; Pyrenomonadales; Geminigeraceae.